Molecule: messenger RNA, 1797 nt
Organism: Dothidotthia symphoricarpi CBS 119687
Lineage: Eukaryota; Fungi; Ascomycota; Dothideomycetes; Pleosporales; Dothidotthiaceae
Exons: 1
Coding region: 1-1797 (598 amino acids)
Biological process (GO): ubiquitin-dependent protein catabolic process; protein polyubiquitination; positive regulation of proteasomal ubiquitin-dependent protein catabolic process
Cellular component (GO): ubiquitin ligase complex; cytoplasm
Molecular function (GO): ubiquitin protein ligase activity; zinc ion binding; ubiquitin conjugating enzyme binding
Source: RefSeq, a predicted model, not a curated record
AUGGAUCCUGAAAACACGACUUCUUCUUUUCACGUCUUGGAGACCGCGGAAGGAACGGAAGCAGUCGUAAGCGUACCAUCAGACCCUCCACCAGUACAUGACCCGUAUUCGUCAAUACCAACCAGUCCGUUUUGGGAUCCGACCAACCCAGAUCAUGAACCAACCAGCCCGGUCAGCCCGACCUAUGAACCAAUCAGCCCGAGGUUCCAACCAGUAGACAUAAAAUGUCUAACCUGCUGUACACAACUUCCAAAAGAGGACGAUCCGAAGUAUGCAAAGGAGGUGAUCAAGCCUUGCAGGUUAUGCAACAACUCAUUCUGCACUGCUUGCGUCAAAUCCAUGUUCAUCGAAGCAUGCAAGGACACCUCUCGUAUGCCGCCGCGCUGCUGUGUUCAGAUCAAUCUCCAUCAUGCACGACCGCUUCUGACGGAAGACGAGGUGGCAGAAUACAAGUCCAAAUAUGAGGAGUGGUCCACAGCGAAGCCAUUCUACUGCCCGGCACCAAAAUGCUCCGUGUUUAUACCAGAUAGACUCGUACCACAGAGCGCGAAGAAUAAAGGGAAGCUGCGCGUGGAUUCUGGCGUCGGUACACCAACAUCGAACACAUUCGCGUGCCCAAAGUGCGAAACAGAUAUUUGCACAGAUUGUCGACAAACUGCACACGCGAAUAGUUUAUGCGUCAAACUUGAGUUCGGCAUUGAUACCGAAAUGGCGAAACUACUAGAGAGUUGGGGAUACAAAAGAUGUCCUAAAUGCGGCCAGGGAUUGAAAAGAAUGCACGGCUGCAAUCAUAUGGAGUGUAGGUGUGGCGCACAUUUCUGCUGGGGUUGCUUGGAGAGUAGAGACGAUUGUGUGGGAGGAUGCGCUGAGGACGAGGAUGACGAAGACUACAAUAGCGACGAACAAGAAGAGUCAAAUGAGCCCGAAUCAACUACGCAGACUGCCGACACAGCAACCCUAACCACUACACAACCUGACGACACAGCAAACACUCAGGUACCAUCAGCUGAGGCUUCAGAGUCAACAACGCCGCCCCGGCUCAUCGCCCGCUCUGUGAAUCUCGAUGGCAGAGGAGCGAAUUAUUGGAUAAAUCAAGACCUCAACUUUGGCGACGAGCCGACCGAAGACAUCCAAGACCGCUCCUGGGACUGCAGACACAACUUCUCCGUUUACCAAGUGCCCUUCGCUGCCGCCUUGAACAAGACACCCUCCGCCAUCACCAUAGAGUGCGAGAAGUGCUGGUGCACAAUUCAUCCAGAGAUCCGGGCGCCUAUACCAGUGUCCACGAGUGGCGAGAGGAUAGUAUCCGGGAACAGAAGCAGGGGACGUGGCCGCGGACGAGGAAGGGCACGAUUCGCACCUCUCCGCGGUCUAUACCGAGCCGACGCCACAAUCAGCGAAACAUCCACGCCCACCCUGGCCCAGAGCGUACCAGCCCGCGAACCGUCGCCGAUGCAGGACAUCCAGUACACCAACCGUAUCCUCGACACAUACGGGAACAUCAUCACAACAAGCAGCACUGAGGCCCCGCGUCGCACUUCCCUCGACGACCCACAUCCUCUCGUGCAGGCUGAGAAAAAGACUCCCGGCGACUUUGCAUUUUCCUCCUCCACUUCUUCUUCUGCUGCGCCACAGUUCAGUCUCGCGCACGAGUGCAAACGCUGCAGGACCCUUGUGUGCGAGACGUGUAAAGCGGAUCUUGAGCGGGUAAGGGAUGAGAGGGUGGAGCGGGAGGUAAAGGAGAGGGAGGAGCGUGAGGCAGCGAGAGACCGACAUUACGCUCUCUUGACUCGAUAG